Molecule: messenger RNA, 2341 nt
Organism: Quercus robur (English oak)
Lineage: Eukaryota; Viridiplantae; Streptophyta; Magnoliopsida; Fagales; Fagaceae
Product: cyclic nucleotide-gated ion channel 2-like
Exons: 8
Coding region: 1-2154 (717 amino acids)
Source: RefSeq, a predicted model, not a curated record
AUGUCCUCCUCCUCAAGGUGGGUAGAGCUAUCAUCAAGAAAUUCACACAAAAACAAUAACAUUAACGCCACCAACAACAAUAAUAGAAGUAGUAUUAGAGAUGAAGACAACCCUAUUGCCAACUUCAAAGAAUGCCAUAUCUGCAACCAAGUUGGGGUCCCAGUUUUUCACUCCAUUCGCUGUGACCCAACAAACAAACCUCACUGGGAAUCCUCAGCUGGUUCUUCCUUAAUCUCUCUCAAAAACAGCCGAUCCUACAGCGACUCACCAUGUUUCAGCUCCGAUUCAAUCGCUCGGACCUGUUGGUGGGGUCCAAUCUUGUGUCGUGUCCUGGACCCACGUAGCAAGAACAUCAGGAGGUGGAACCGUGGGGUCUUGCUGGCACGUGGCUUGGCCUUGGCAGUUGAUCCUCUCUUCUUCAACGUGAUGUACAUGAGUACUGUAGAGAAUGGGCCCCCUUGUUUCUACAUGCAUGUUGCGUUGGCUAUCGUACUCACUGUGGUUCGCACUUGUGUGGACCUGGUUCAUCUCUGCCACGUGUGGCUUCAGUUCAGGUUGGCGUACGUGUCUAGCGAAUCCAUGGUGGUUGGGUGUGGGAAACUCGUGUGGGACGCACGUGCGAUUGCCUCUCACAACCUGCGAUCUUUUAAAGGCAUCUGGUUGGAUGCUUUUGUUAUUCUUCCGGUUCCCCAGGUGGUAAUAUGGUUGGUUGUACCCAAAUUGCUCAAAGAAAAUCGGAUUAAUCUGAUAAUGACCAUACUUCUAGUAACCUACUUUGUUCAAUUCUUCGCCAAACUCUACCAUAGCAUUUACUUGUUGAAAAAACUGCAAAAGGUCACUGGUUAUAUCUUUGGCAGUGUUUGGUGGCGUUUCAACCUUAAUCUCCUUGCAUACUUGAUUGCUGCUCAUGUAAUCGGUGGAUGCUGGUUUGCCCUUUCUACACAACGUUUAGUGUCAUGCCUCCAUCAACAGUGUGACAUGAGUACCAAGUGUAAUCUGUCUUUAGUUUGCUCAGAGGCAAGAUGUAAUAACCAGCAUAUUCAGUUAGCAUCUGGAAAAAACUUAAUGGGAAAUCAAUGUGGUGCUAACUUAACAGCAAUAAGGUCAUUUUGCUUGGAUGAAGACGGGCCAUAUAAUUAUGGUAUCUAUUUGCAGGCACUUCCAGUCUUAACGAGCAAUUCCCUGGCUGUUAAGAUCCUUUAUCCUCUAUUCUGGGGCCUUUUGUGCCUUAGCUCUUUUGGUAAUGUACUCGCGCCUACAAGCAAUGUGUUGGAAGUGAUUUUUAGCAUAUGCAUCACACUUGGGGGAUUGGCGCUCUUCACUACUUUAGUUGCCAAUAUCCAGGUAUUUUUGCACACGCUCAUGGCAACUAAGAAAAAUGUGCUACUCAAACAUCGAGACAUGGUGUGGUGGAUGAAACGAAGACAGCUGCCGCUUCAUUUGAGACGGAGAGUUCACCGAUUUGAACGUCAAAGAUGGGCAGCCAUGGAAGGGCAGGAUGAGAUGCAGUUGAUCAAAGAUUUGCCUGAUGGCCUCCGUAGGGAAAUUAAACGUUAUCUUUGCAUAGAUCUUGUCAAGAAGGUCCCUCUAUUCCAAAUGUUAGAUGAUCUUAUUCUUGACAACAUCUGUGAUCUAGUCACGCCUUAUAUCUACGGCAAGGGUGAAAAGAUUAUCAGAGAAGGAGACCCUGUGCAAAGGAUGGUGUUUGUUGUUCAUGGUCGUGUAAGACGUAGUCAAGCCCUUAACAGAGGAUUCAUUGGCAAUAGUAUGCUUCAACCUGGUAGCUUUUUCGGUGAUGAGCUUCUAUCAUGGUGCCUCCGCCGCCCAUUUAUAGAUCGCCUUCCAUCCUCAUCCGCAACAUUUGUUUGUGCAGAAUCCAUAGAAGCAUAUUGUCUUGAUGCAGACCAACUCCAGUAUAUUACUGAUCAUUUUCGAUACCAAUUUGCCAGUGAUAGACUUAUGCGGACAAUGAGAUAUUACUCAUCCAAUUGGCGAACAUGGGCAGCAGUGACUAUACAAAUUGCUUGGCGUCGCAACAAGACGAGAACCAAGGGUACUGUGAGUCUUCUGAUGCACAAUAGAGGCACUGAUAGCCUGCUCAGACAUUAUGCUGUAUACUUCAUGUCACUCAAGCCUCAAGAUCGCCUUGAAUAAGGCAAUUGUGAGCAACGUUUGGUUGUUCUUACCAAUUAUUUGACAAACUCAUUUUCUCUCAAUUUCUUUUUUUUGGAAUUACAUGGAUUGUACAGCAAUAAGUGAUCUGAAAUGUACAGACUUUCUUUCUCCAAAUGAUUAGAAAUUUGUGUACCUAAAAAAGGGAAAGAAAUUUCUGUCAACUUAA